Molecule: messenger RNA, 2263 nt
Organism: Gekko japonicus
Lineage: Eukaryota; Metazoa; Chordata; Lepidosauria; Squamata; Gekkonidae
Gene: ADHFE1
Product: alcohol dehydrogenase, iron containing 1
Cellular component (GO): mitochondrion
Molecular function (GO): alcohol dehydrogenase (NAD+) activity; metal ion binding
Source: RefSeq, a predicted model, not a curated record
AGCAGCUGCUGCAAUGGCAGGAGGGAGAGAGAGGGUGGUAUAUUUGCUGAAACAGCUGCAUCGUGCGUCAUGCAUGUGCCCUGCUCACUCCCACACUUAUUCACAAGGUACAGAAAGUGCAGCGUUAGGGAAAACAGACUAUGCUUUUGAGAUGGCUGUUUCCAAUAUCCGAUAUGGAAAGGGAGUUACUAAGGAAGUGGGAAUGGACCUGCAGAGUAUGGGUGCCAGAAAAGUCUGUGUGAUGACAGAUAAAAACCUCUGUCAGCUCCCUCCCAUGAAAGCAGUCUUGGAUUCUCUGACAAAAAAUGGGAUAACCUUCAAGCUAUAUGACAAUGUAAGAGUGGAGCCAACAGACCAGAGCUUCUUGAAUGCCAUCGAGUUUGCUAAAAAGGGAGAGUUUGAUUCCUAUGUUGCUGUAGGAGGAGGUUCCGUAAUCGACACUUGUAAAUGUGCUAAUCUCUACGCAUCCAGCCCUGAUUCUGAAUUCUUAGAUUAUGUCAGUGCUCCCAUUGGAAAAGGAAAGCCCGUUAAAGUCACUCUCAAGCCAUUGAUUGCAGUUCCUACAACAGCUGGAACUGGAAGUGAAACCACUGGAGUUGCUAUUUUUGAUUACAAACAACUAAAAGCAAAAACGGGCAUUGCUUCUAGAGCCAUUAAACCCUCUUUGGGCCUUGUUGAUCCCUCACAUACUCUCCAUAUGCCUGAGCGGGUGGCAGCCAACAGUGGCUUUGAUGUGCUUUGCCAUGCCCUCGAAUCCUAUCUUCCCUACAGUAAGCGCAGUCCCUGCCCUACAAAUCCAGAGAACCGACCGGCUUAUCAAGGAAGUAACCCUAUCAGUGAUGUCUGGGCCAUCCAUGCACUGCAGAUCGUUGCCAAAUAUUUAAAGAGAGCCAUCAGGGACCCAGAGGAUCGAGAAGCGAGGGCCAAUAUGCAUCUUGCUAGUGCUUUUGCAGGCAUUGGCUUUGGGAAUGCCGGUGUACACCUUUGCCAUGGCAUGUCUUAUCCCAUUUCCGGCUUGGUGAAGAAUUAUAAAGCAAAGGAUUAUCCUGUGGAUCAUUCUCUAGUGCCACACGGUCUCUCUGUGGUGCUCACAUCUCCAGCGGUGUUUACUUUCACAGCACCCAUGUGCCCUGAGCGACAUUUGGAGGCCGCCCAGAUAAUGGGAGCUAAUACCAGCACUGCCAGAAUGAAAGAUGCUGGGCUUAUUUUGGCAGAUACUCUCCGGGAAUUCUUAUUUGAUCUGAAUGUGGAUGAUGGCUUAGCUGCUCUGGGUUAUUCUAAAGCAGACAUCCCAUCUUUAGUCAAAGGCACCCUGCCUCAGGAACGAGUGACUAAGUUGUCCCCUCGUCCCCAGACUGAAGAAGAAUUAGCUGCCUUAUUCGAAGCUUCCAUGAAACUUUAUUAGUUUUAAAUAUUUAAUAUUUUUUCUGUGCAUGGCUGAUGACAUUCAAAUACUGGCUACGCCUACACUACAACUUCGAAUCUGGGAGCCUCAUAUAUCACAUGCUCUCUUAGCUCAAUAUGUCAAACUGGUCAGCACACAUUGAGGGGGAAAAUCAAAAUAUUGGGUCUAUCUAUAGAAUCAUUGUCUAUGCUGCCCUCUGCUGCUACAUUUCAACAGAUUAAAAACAGGAUUCUAGACACUGAGCACCAGAGAUUAUACAUUUUAGUUAAUAAAACCUGCUCCCCUUUGAGUUUCAAAAUACCUCUUUCCACAGGGAAGGUGGCCUCAUAUUUAUCUUCCCUGCAGGUUCCUCAGCAACGCAGAGUGUUUACGCUGGCCAGAUGUAACACUAUGCCUUCCACCAUUUUACAUGGCAGAUUUAACAAGAUAUCUCACUCAGCCAGAUAUUGCCCCUGCAAACAAAAACGUGUUAAGUCAAUUACUCAUGUUCUUUUGUAUUGUCACCUGUAUGUGCAUCUAAGGUAUAUUUACAUUCUACCUUAAACAGCAUGAUGGAUGCACGUAAGGUACAGACUUCUAAAUGACUUCUCCUCUGACAUCACUGAGAAGGUGGCCAAGUUUCUCUGCUCUAAAGCUGUGCCAAAGGACCCCAGAGACAUAAUACUUUUAUAGAUGUACCUAUGGGUCAAGUUUUUACUUUGCUCUUAAAUUGUAUAAUCUGUAUCGAAAAUUUAUACCAAUAAAGGCUAACUUGAACUUACAAUAUUUUUUCAACAGCCUCUAAAGUUUACUUUGUUGCCAUUCUAGCAUGCUAGAAAACUCAAAACAGAAAUGGGGAUGUGAUAAUAAUAAAUGCAA